Molecule: messenger RNA, 2702 nt
Organism: Cervus elaphus (red deer)
Lineage: Eukaryota; Metazoa; Chordata; Mammalia; Artiodactyla; Cervidae
Gene: SLC10A7
Product: solute carrier family 10 member 7
Exons: 7
Coding region: 242-754 (170 amino acids)
Cellular component (GO): plasma membrane
Source: RefSeq, a predicted model, not a curated record
UACGGUAGUGAUGGCGGCGCUCAGUGAGACUUUCCUGUCACUGGAUACUACUACUCCCAGCCCUCCUCAAAGCCGCCGGAGCAACCCCCAGGUCUUUAAUUUACAAGUAGCAAUUUGACUUGCUCUGCUGCAUGUCAGGUGGGAGCUUGGAAAGUGUGGAGAAGCCCCGGGGAUUAAGCGAUCGCAGCUUAAAAAGAAAAAAAGCCAAGCAAAUAAACAAAACCCACCCACCCUAACAAACAUGAGGCUGCUGGAGAGAAUGAGGAAAGAGUGGUUCAUGAUUGGAAUAGUACUGGCGAUCGCGGGAGCAAAGCUGGAGCCGUCCAUAGGGGUGAAUGGGGGACCCCUGAAGCCAGAAAUAACUGUCUCCUACAUUGCUGUCGCAACAAUUUUCUUUAACAGCGGACUAUCAUUAAAUACAGAGGAGCUGACAAGUGCUUUGGUGCAUAUAAAACUACAUCUUUUUAUUCAGAUCUUUACACUUGCAUUCUUCCCAGCAGCAGUAUGGCUUUUUCUUCAGCUUUUAUCAAUCACACCCAUCAAUGAAUGGCUUUUAAAAGGGUUGCAGACAGUAGGUUGCAUGCCUCCCCCUGUGUCUUCUGCGGUGAUAUUAACCAAGGCAGUUGGUGGGAACGAGGCAGCUGCAAUAUUUAAUUCAGCCUUUGGAAGUUUUUUGGGCAUCGUUGUCACGCCCCUGCUACUGCUGCUUUUUGCAGAUGCUUUACCGUCUGAGCCGCCAGGGAAGCCAAGGUGACUGGUGUCCUUAAAGAAGACGAGUCAGAGACCCACAGGGAGAAUGCCAUGUCAUGAUGGAGGCAGAGAUUAGAGUGAUGCAUCUGCACGCCAAGGAGCACCAGGGGUUGCCAGCAAACUUCAAAAGCUAGAAGAGACAAGGAAGAAUUCUCUACGGAUUUAAGAGGGACCACGGUCUUGCUUGAUUUCAGACCUACAGUUUCCACAACUGUGAAGCAAUACAUUUCUGUUUUUUUAAGCCACCCGGUUUGUGGUGUUUUGUUACGAAAGUAAAAAAAAAACUAAUACAGCCCAUGAAAAUUGAAUUGUCUUUUUAUCAUCAUUAGAAAUGGGAAUUUCUAGAUAGUCAGGCACAGUAGCUAGUAAAAGCCAUUUUUGCUGAUGGAAUCUCAGUUGUCUGUAUUCUCAAUAUCUUCUCAGAAUGUUCCUGUUACUACCUUACUCCAAUUGAAUGCUGUCUUCUGAUUCAUGUUUCUGCUGCUGGCACCUUUCAUAUUACUGAGCCUUAAAGGGGAAUAAGGUGUCUUUCUUGCACCUCAUUACCAAUUCCAGAUCACUUCUCAUGCCUUCUCCAUAAAAUCCCCUACUACCUUUAAAGGUAAUGCUGUACACCUAUAGUACCUUCUGCUGCUUCUUGUAAACUGUCAGUGGAAUGCUAGGUCAUGCUCUAAGAGUCUAGAAAAAUGUUUGCACCUUUCCAUUGUCCCUUUUUUAACAGUACACUUGGAUUGACUCUAGGUGUUUUCAAUAUUCACAUGGUUGACCUAUCCAAUACGUUGGCCUCUAAAUUCUUGACCCCUUCUCCAAUUAGAUUGCCUUCCAUUUAAUCCCAGCCAGUCAUCUCUGCAGUCAGACCCUUGACUUAUUAGCUGCCAAUAACAGCGUCCUUCCAUAAUCCUAUUUUCAAAUAUCUUCUCCUACUGACACCUCCUAUCUUUGUAACUUACUCCACAAAUUAAGAAUUCUUCAAACUUGCCAGAAGGGCCAGUUUAUUUACCUUAUCACCUUCACAAUGCUUCUAGCAAAUCCGCCCUACCUCACCCUCUUAUCCUCACAUUCCAUCUGACCAAGCGUGGAUCUCAUGGUUCAUCACUGUAAUUACUUUGUUACAUCCACCAUCAACAACCUUGCUCAUCUCGUAUUGCUUCCUGUUUGCCUGGCAAGUGCCAAGUCUGCUUAAAUCCAACUUUAGACCUUUUUGUAUUUAUACCUGAACACACUGGAGCACCCACUCUCAUGCUGACUGGUCUCAUUCGAAAUUCAUGACAACUAAUUGUAAAUGAGCCCGGCAGUCCUACUCCCUUCCCCUAAUUAACAGACAUUCCCACUCUCUAGAGAAUCAUUUCACACCUUCUCAAAUCUCCAUUGCCUCUUUUCUUUUUUCAUCUCAACUGAUGCAAAAAGGAAAUUAACUGAUGAAGAAGUCAAAAGCAAUCAGACAAAUUUAUAAGAUCCCAUCCAUUUGUGUCUAUAUUCUUCACCUUCUCUCCUCUUUCUGUGGAUGAAUGAUCUUUGCUUCCAUCUAAGGCUAGUCCCUCCAGUUGUGCCAUCCCUUUUCCUACUUGACAACAGGAGCUACACAGAUUUCCCUCCUUCUCCUAUGUCGUUAAAUUUUCUAUCUCUUCUGGAUCAUUUCUAUGUGCAUGUAAGCAUUCUGUCAUAUUACACAUCUCAAAAAUUAAAUUUCACCCUAUCCUAUGUGCACUGCACUUCUGUGACCUCUUUUAUAACCCAGUUCCUCCAAAAAGCUAUUUAAACUUACUCAUCACUCAUUCAGUAGUAUGUGUUGAGUUCUUCCAAUAUACCAGACACUUUCCUGGGUGCCAAGUAUAUAGCAAUGAGCAAAACAGGUAUAUCUUUGCUUUAAUAGAGGAUAUAUACUGGGUUUCCCAGGUGGUGCUAGUGGUAAAGAACCCUCCUUCCAAUACAGGAAACCUAAGAGACACAGG